Messenger RNA from Eimeria acervulina, 315 nucleotides. RefSeq names its product SAG family member. The record is from RefSeq and is a predicted model, not a curated record. Lineage: Eukaryota; Apicomplexa; Conoidasida; Eucoccidiorida; Eimeriidae. Bases 1 to 315 code for a protein of 104 amino acids. The transcript has 2 exons.
AUGCAGACGCCGCAGACUGCCAAUAAAGCCAAUGUAGCGGAGUUGAGUGGGGAAGAAGGGAGAGAGAACGCGGAGUACAAGUGGAAUGAAGGUGGUUCAACCACUUCGCCGGAAACAGAGAAUGGCAGCACGGCAGAGAAAGGAAUGAAGGCGCUUCUUGGCGUUCCAUCCCCGAAUGCUUUGACAGCAAGCACCGACAGAUGCGGGCAAAGCCAGUGCAACGAGAUCACUGAUGCCCUCCGCAACAGCGCUAUAGCCGCCGUACCUACUUUCUUUGCCUUUACUGCUGGAAUACUUCAAGCGCUUUUCCUCUAA